AACUUCCACUUGUCUUGAAUGAAAUGGAAAAGAAGAGAUUUAACAUCAAUUUGGAUGAUUCUGCCUUCACUAAAGAACGAGCACCGGUUACCUCUUUGUUCAAGUCAUCCUCAAAGGAGAGUCAGGGAGAGACUUCCUCCACACAGAGUGCCCCACAACCCAUUGGUCAGCCUCUGUCAUAUGCUGAGUUUGUCAUUCAGAGUAAAAACCACAAGGCGUCAGCUCCAGCCUCUGGUUCUGAGAGACAGAAGACUGUGAAGGGAAACAGUGGGGAGCAUGGGGGGAGGCAGACCGGGGACAAGCCAGGCGCUCGUGUUGGGGACGUGAUGUCCUCCGCAGUACCCGAAAACCCUCGGAUAAAAACUGGAAACUGUGAAGGUCUAGGUUCUGGGGACGCCGUUGCCACGACAGCAGGGGCCUCGGAGCAGCAUGGCCAAGACGUGGAGGAGCAGUUAAAGAAAGAUGAAGGUCAAAGUUCAGAGGGUAAGGGGAGUGUCGCGCCUCAUCUCUUAGGGUCAGGAAGCAGCAUCAUCGUGAGCCCUCGACAGAGGGGAAAUCCCAUCCUGAAAUUUGUGAGGAACGUUCCGUGGGAAUUCGGAGACGUGGUGCCGGACUACGUCCUAGGACGGACAACAUGUGCUCUCUAUCUCAGUCUGCGGUAUCAUAAUCUCAACCCAAACUACAUCCAUGAUCGGCUGAAGCAGCUGGGCCAGUGUUUCGCUCUCAGAGUGCUCCUGGUGCAGGUCGACGUGAAAGAUCCUCAUCACGCGCUGAAGGAGCUGGCGCGUAUCUGUAUCAUGGCUGAUUGUACGCUCAUCUUGGCCUGGAGCCCUGAGGAGGCAGGCCGUUACUUAGAGACGUAUAAGUCUUAUGAGAAGAAGCCAGCGGAUGUGCUAAAGGAGCAGGUAGAGAGAGAUCACCUGUCCAAGGUGACAGACUGUUUGACCACUGUGAAGUCGGUUAACAGGACAGAUGUGGUUACACUACUCUCCACUUUCUCUUCUUUAGAUGGGAUUAUCAAUGCUUCUAAAGAGGAGCUGGUUUUGUGUCCAGGCCUAGGUCCUCAGAAGGCGAAAAGGCUCUAUGAUGUGUUACAUCAGCCUUUUCUAAAGUCGAAAAAGAUGGAAGGUUGAACAGACUCUGAAGUUAGUGUCCACUGACGCUCGGUCAGAUUCUCCAGGACCAGCGCCUGCCUGAGUGACUGUGUUCCCCACAGACUGAGUCAGGAGCCUAGCCAGGACGAAGGCUCGACGUUUAACCUUGAGAUGUCUAUGAAAAGAGGAGAUCUCUUUUAAGCAGAGAAAAUGUAGGUUGCUGACAGAUUUUACUACCCAUAGUGGGUAUGAAACAGCCUGAUAAGUGUUGUUUGACUUUUAAAAUCUCAUUGUAAAAUU
Chanos chanos (milkfish) is the source of this 1394-nucleotide messenger RNA. It is a transcript of the gene ercc1, whose product is annotated as excision repair cross-complementation group 1. Gene Ontology annotation, cellular component: nucleus; nucleotide-excision repair factor 1 complex; ERCC4-ERCC1 complex. The record is from RefSeq and is a predicted model, not a curated record. Lineage: Eukaryota; Metazoa; Chordata; Actinopteri; Gonorynchiformes; Chanidae. Gene Ontology annotation, molecular function: single-stranded DNA binding; damaged DNA binding. Bases 24 to 1133 code for a protein of 369 amino acids. The transcript has 9 exons. Gene Ontology annotation, biological process: UV-damage excision repair; mitotic recombination.